AUGCUCUGGUACUCCACAGGGUCCAUUUGUGAUUAUGUUUUUAUUAGAUCACCAGUCCUGCCAUGCGCUGCCCUCGUUCAUCAUAGUCGUUCCGGUCCUGUGGUCGGAUGCGGCGAGAGGGUCUUCCAACAACCUGACUACGGCGAGUAUCCUUGUCUAUCAGAAAGUUACCAGUCACUGGCUACUGUACAAACAACUUCCAGGACACCCGGAGAUGCUGUUACGACGCGAAAAGAGGACAGGGUUGUGUACUACCAGAAUGUCGGCGGCUUGAAUACAAGUGUCGAAGAUUACCGCUUGGCCGUUUCGGACGGCUGCUACGACAUUAUUGUGCUCAUCGAGACCUGGCUGGACUCUCGUACGCUUUCAAGUCAAGUAUUCGGAUCCGACUAUGAGGUGUUUCGCUGCGAUCGCAACUCUAAUAAUAGCAGUAAAUCUUCCGGAGGUGGCGUGCUGGUAGCUGUUCGUUCCGGAUUGAAGGCCAAAGCGAUCGUCAACGACUCCUGGACCUGCUUGGAGCAAGUAUGGAUCUCCGUCAAGAUGAUCGACCGUACAUUAUUUCUAUGCUCGCUGUACAUACCUCCUGAUAGGGUUCGGGACACUGAACUUAUCGAAACUCACUGCCAGUUUGUGUUCACCAUUCUGGAUACCGCCCUUCCUACUGAUGUCCUUGUAGUGGGCGACUUCAAUCUUGCUGGAAUCUCUUGGAGGCCAUCGCAUAGCGGCUUCCUCUGUGUCGAUUCGGAACACUCGCAGCUUCAUUCUGGCGCAAUAAGCAUUUUAGACAGUUAUAGCGCAGCUACGCUCCCUCAAUUCAAUCACGUGUUGAAUGAAAAUGGACGAACCUUGGAUCUAUGUUUCGUGAGCACUCGAGAUCAGGCACCUUACACUGCAGUGGCACCCUGUGCGCUGGUCAAAGACGUUCCUCAUCAUCCUCCCUUGAUUAUCAACGUGGAAAAUUCGCUUGUCCAUGACUUCGAAGAUGCCGUUGCCUCCGUAUCUUACGACUUCCGGAGGGCCGAUCAUCGUAGCAUUGCUGAGGUGUUGACAAGUAUUGACUGGGAACACGUUCUCGACCCGGGCGAUGUUGAGACAGCCGCACUCACCUUUUCAAAUAUCCUGGCAUACGUCGUAGACAGGCACGUCCCUAAAAGGAUACAAAGCAAAGCUUCUCGGUCUCUCUGGCAGACCAGCGAACUACGAAAGAUGAAGACGAUUAAGAGAGCAGCCCUGAGACAGCUCACCAAACACCGCACGCUUGCUCUGAGAAACCACUACGUGAGGCUCAACCAUGAAUACCAGCGAACCAGUCGCCAAUGCUUCUCAAGGUACCAGCGUGAUAUUCAGCUCAAAUUCAAAUCUCAUCCGAAAUCUUUCUGGAAGUAUGUCAACCAACAACGUAAGGAAUCCGGACUUCCCGCAACAAUGCAGUUGAAUGGAGUAUCAGCUUCCACUCCUCGGGACAUUUGUCGGUUGUUUGCCGAGAAAUUUGCUAGCGUGUUCAAUGAAGAGAGCUUAAACGCCGACGAAGUUUCUAUCGCCGCUAGAAAUGUUCCUCCAAAUGGCCAAAUGUUCAGUUCCAUUCAUGUCAACGAUGGUAUGAUCUCCAGGGCCGCAUCGCAACUCAAAUCAUCCAAUAAUACUGGACCGGACGGCAUUCCAUCGGCAUUCCUAAAAAAACACAUCUCCUGCUUACUAGAUCCACUUCAACGCAUCUACCGCAUGUCACUCUCCAGCGGCAUAUUCCCUUCCUGCUUAGGGUUACCAUCCGUCCUUAUUUAG
Aedes albopictus (Asian tiger mosquito) is the source of this 1782-nucleotide messenger RNA. RefSeq lists its product as uncharacterized. The coding region runs from base 1 to 1782 and encodes 593 amino acids. The transcript has a single exon. NCBI's taxonomy places the organism in Eukaryota, Metazoa, Arthropoda, Insecta, Diptera, Culicidae. Gene Ontology annotation, molecular function: catalytic activity. The record is from RefSeq and is a predicted model, not a curated record.